Molecule: messenger RNA, 1248 nt
Organism: Durio zibethinus
Lineage: Eukaryota; Viridiplantae; Streptophyta; Magnoliopsida; Malvales; Malvaceae
Source: RefSeq, a predicted model, not a curated record
AUGGAUUUGAGUGAGAAGUUGAGAGAGGCUGCUCAAGAAGGCAAUAUUGACGGCUUGUAUGCAAUUAUUCAGGAGGAUCCAUACAUUUUGGAGAGCAUUGAUAAAGUUCCUUUCGAGGAUACUCCAUUGCACGUAGCUGUAGCCGCAGGGCACGAUGAUUUUGCAAUGGAGAUCAUGAACUUAAAGCCAUCAUUUGCCAGGAAGCUGAACAAAGGUGGCUAUAGUCCAAUUCACCUAGCGUUGCAGAAUGAGAAAACUGUACGUCGUCUCUUGGCUGCAGAUAAGGGUCUGGUUCGUGUCAAAGGGAGGAAGGGCUACACUCCUUUACAUUGCGUGGCCGAACAAGGGAACCUUCGUCUUUUAGCCCAAUUUCUGGUGGAUUGUCCUGACUGUGUUCAGGACGUGACGAUAUUAAACGAGACUGCUUUGCACGUUGCUGCAAGGAGCAAUAAACUUGAAGCUCUUCAAGUCCUGACUCAAUCGCUUAGAAGGACCUAUUUCUACAGUUCUUCUUUAGGGAAAAAGCUCUUGAACUGGAAGGACAAAGAUGGCGACACUGUGUUGCAUAUAGCUGCAUCUAAUAAUCUACCUCAGAUGAUCAAAUUGUUGUUAGAUUCCAAAGUUAAUAUCAAUAAGACCAAUUCCAGAGGUAAGACAGCAUUGGAUGUCAUACGAGAACUCCCAGUUUGCAAAUCUGCAAAAAGAAAGGCAAUGGACAUUCUACUAGAGGCCGAAGAUUUGAACGCUUCAUUGACCCCAAGAGCUCAAUCCUUACACGAAUUGUUAGGAUCAAAAAUUACAUUUCUUGAAAGAGCAUUCGGUGAAGUGUUUUAUGAUAUUACAAAUAUGUCAGCUGAAAGGAGCAGUGCAGUUCUAGUUAUAUUGGUCCUGAUUCUAACAUCCACUUACCAAGCCACCCUCAGCCCUCCCGGUGGUGUGUCGCAGGGAGGGAAAUCGGCUCUGAGUUCAACUUCUUUUCUUUUUUUCUAUAUCCCAAACACCAUUGCUUUUAUCAUCACAUUGAUUCUAACACUUUGGCUUCUCGCAUUUCAUGCUAGUGGGAUCAGUACUCUUCUUCUAGUGCCACUACUUCUCUUAUAUUUUUGCCUCCUGAGUUCUACAUUUGACAUAUCACCCACUUCGGCUGUGAUAAUAUUUGGUGUUCUUCCAUUUCUUAGUUUACCUGUAAUGCUAAGAGUCAUGGGACAUGCACAAAGGAUCAAGAAAUAUAUGGUUGAAGAAGUUUAA